Molecule: messenger RNA, 978 nt
Organism: Tricharina praecox
Lineage: Eukaryota; Fungi; Ascomycota; Pezizomycetes; Pezizales; Pyronemataceae
Product: MOSC N-terminal beta barrel domain-containing protein
Exons: 2
Molecular function (GO): molybdenum ion binding; catalytic activity; pyridoxal phosphate binding
Source: RefSeq, a predicted model, not a curated record
CCCACCACCACCGCCGCCUCCACCGACGAAACACCCCACGUCGCCGCGCUCUGGAUCUACCCGAUCAAGUCAUGCCGCGGAAUCUCCGUACACAGCGCGCAGGUCGUGGCGACGGGGCUGCAGCACGAUCGGCAGUUUACUUUUGCCGUGCGCCCGGCGGGGGGUGAGGAGGGGGAGUGGACGUUCAUCACGCAGCGGCAGUACCCGCUGCUGUCGCGGGUUUCGACGGGGAUCGCGGGGGAGGAGCUGUGUGUCCGCUGGCCUGCUGGUCGGCGGUCGUGGUGGGGGUGGGGCGGGGAUAGGACAGCUGGGUUCAGUGUAGGACUCGCCCCACCCGCACCCUCCGAGCAGACGCUGACGCUGCGAGUCCGCGUGUGGAAAGACACUGUAUGCGCGUACCGCGCCCCGAUGCCCACCUCGGCGCUGUCAGCACUACACUCCUUCCUCGACAUUCCCCACGGACAGGAGCUGGCACUCUGUCGUGUCAGCGAAGUGCGCGAAGUAUUCCGCUGCGCGCCCCGCAAGGAAACGCUGGGCUGGCAGGUUGUUACGGGGUUCGCUGAUACGUAUCCAAUCCACCUCCUCUCCCUCUCCUCGAUCGCCUCCCUCGGCUCCCUUCCCGCCAUCUCCUCCACGCUCGGCCCCCUCUCCCCGACCCGCUUCCGCGCGAACCUGCACAUCGCCGGCGCCGCAGCAUUCGACGAGGACGGCUGGAAGCGCUUCUCGCUGGGCGGAUCCAUGUAUACCGCCGCCUGCCGCACUGUGCGCUGCCGCAUGCCGAACGUGGAUCCCGAGACGGGGGUCAAGCACCCGAUUGAGCCGGAUCGCACGAUGAGGGAAACUAGGUGUGUGGAUGAGGGCGCAAAGGGGAGCGCCUGUUUGGGGCUGCAGGUGCUGUGUGAACAGCGGGAGGGGGCGACGGUCAAAGUGGGGGAUCGCCUGGUGGUCACGGAGAGGGGGGCGCAUAGGUAUAUCAAG